Messenger RNA from Auanema sp. JU1783, 1377 nucleotides. The record is from the annotation of a GenBank genome assembly. Lineage: Eukaryota; Metazoa; Nematoda; Chromadorea; Rhabditida; Rhabditidae.
AUGCUACCCAAAUAUAUUUUUGUAAUUUCUGUUUUAACGGCUUUGCCGGAAACAGUUCUUACCCACUCACAUAGGAACUCAAGAGCAAGCAGUAGCGAUGGAGAUGAUUCGUUGAUGGAUCCAGAUGAUUAUUUGGAAGCCGUUAAAAUUGAUAUCGAGGGAGCCUUUAAUACGCGGGGAUCUUUUGCAUGUCCACUAGUCAAACCAGUUCUUCAUACUGGUGAUAACAUCUCGAAUCUCUCCCCGGAAGAUAUUGAUAUUGUGGCUGCUAUGGGAGACUCAUUGGCUACAGGACGAGGACUUUGGCCUAGUACUGAUGUAGAAUUUCGAGGAGCAGCGUUUCCUAUAGGAGGAGAUGCAAAUAUUGACGGACUUGUAACCAUUCCGAAUAUUCUAUCCCAAUUCAAUACAAAGUUAGAGGGGACUGCUCAUGGAAUGGGUGAUAGAGAACAAUUACCAGCCUAUCAGUAUAACGUAGCUCAAUCGAACUCCGAAACAGAGCAUUUACCAGAACAGGCUGUAGAGUUAGUGUUCAGAAUGAGAAAAUACACAAAACGAUUAAAUGAAAAGUGGACGUUGAUAAUCAUUGCUACGGGAAGUGAAGAAUUUUGUUAUCACUGUGAUGCACCGAGUCAUUCAUCAAUUAGACAAGCUCUGGGUAUUCUGAGAAAAGGAAUACCCAAAGCUUUUGUAGUUUUGUUAGGCCCAACCCAUGUUGCUUUAUCGUUCAGCUUGAAUAGAAAUCUAUUGAAACCUCGCUGUCCAUGCCUAGCUGAUCUGUCUAAGAGCCAAUAUCUGAAAAUCGCAGCGGAGUGGAAGCGAGUCUUUGUAUCAGUUCAAGAUGAAUUCAAUUCCUUAAACUAUAGUACAUUCGGGGUGUUGGCUAUUCCUCACUUAACCAUUCAUUCAAGAGAUCCACAUUCAUUAUUCGUUGAAGAUAAGCCUUUACUAAAUCGAAAAGGACAUAUGUACGCUGCAAAAUGGCUAUGGAAUCGAAUGAUAUCUGGGACAAGUUAUAAUAUCUCAGAUGCUGUUUUCUCGCAAGACUCCUAUUAUUGUCCUUCCGUGGGUUGUCCAUAUUUUCGGAGUGUUCAUAAUUUCAAAUAUUGCUCUAUUCAAACAGAAAAUGAAUACCAAAUAAGACAUGCUUCAACCAUACCCCCUAAUAUGACAACACCAAAGCCUCAUAGAGUAGCUGUGAGGGAGCAUCAAUGGCAUAUCGUCGCUGUUGUUAUUGUAUUAGCAUUUCUAUCUGUUACUACGUUCGGAACCAUCUUCUUCUGCAGAAGCCGUGAUGCAAAAAUCAGCGGCUUAGAGAAUAUGGAUCCACAUAGCAGUGAAGCUACACCCUUGCCUGAUGCUCGUUUAGGCGGAUAA